Leptopilina boulardi is the source of this 2491-nucleotide messenger RNA. Its product is annotated as tektin-3-like. Gene Ontology annotation, biological process: cilium movement involved in cell motility; cilium assembly. Gene Ontology annotation, cellular component: microtubule cytoskeleton; nucleus. The transcript has 9 exons. The record is from RefSeq and is a predicted model, not a curated record. Lineage: Eukaryota; Metazoa; Arthropoda; Insecta; Hymenoptera; Figitidae. Bases 347 to 1795 code for a protein of 482 amino acids.
AAUAAACAAUUUAGAGAUUUUAAAUAAGUGUAAGUUCCAGUGCAAGUGUAUUUAAAUAAUCUACUUUUUAAUUUAAAAUUGCAUUUUAAAAUUACAAUUUCCUGUUAUACAAUAACAACAUAACCUAUAAUGUUUAACACAUAAACUUUUAUGUAAUUUUUAAUGAUUAAAAAAUUAUUGCAAAUGACAUAACUAAUACAAGUAAUCACUUUAAACAUUAAAUAUUAUUUUUAUUAAGAUAUUCUAUAAAACAAAAUAUUUAUUUAUUAAAUAACUUCAGAUCAUUUGUGCUUAAAAAUUUUGACAGCAACUUCAACCAUGGAGUUCAGUUGGAGCUUCUUCAUGUAUGGAACAAAUUUCUGGUGAUUCUAAAUUUAAAAAAAUUGGCGAAUAUUAUAAAACACCACGACCUCAUUCAUGGAGACCAACAUUGGGUUAUGAGAACAUUGAAUUAAAUCCUCUUUCAUCCAAGACAAUGACAAAUUUUCUUGUUGAUUCUUGUUAUUCUUCAAAAGGCAUAUUAAUGGAACCAUUGAAAUUUCCAAAUUUAAUUACUGGAUUUGAUCGAAAUCCUUCUCACGCUUCUAAAACUGCUUUAUACACAAGAUACACACCAUAUGAAUGGGUUGAAAAUCAAAUUAAAUUAUAUAACGAGGCCGAUUCAAAUAGACAAUAUUCUUCGAAAUUAAGAAAAGACACUGAACAAUUAAUGCGCGAAGCGAAUGAAAAAGUACAAGAAAAUCAAAAAGAAUCUGGACGAAAACUUGGUGAACGAAUUAUAGAUAUUGGAUUUUGGAGGAAUGAAGUUAAUUUUGAAUUGGAACGUCUUAUAAAUGAAAAUCAAAAAAUGCAAGAAUGUUUUCAAAUUUUAGAAGAAGUUAUUAAAAAUAUCGAUCAACCUUUAUACAUUGCCCAAGAAUGUUUAUAUCAAAGAGAAUAUAGAAUAGGAUCGGAAUUAGUUCACGAUGAGACAGAACAAUCUUUGCUAAAUGAGAUUCAAACAAUUCGUAAUUGUCUAAAGAAACUCCAAGAAUAUAUUGAGAAAUGCAAAAAUCAACUAAAAAAUGGAAGAGCUGCUCAAAAUGAACUUGAAAUUGACAUAAAAAAUAAGGAAAUGUCUUUGGGAAUAGAUACAAUGUGUCAUAAAUUAAAUAAUUUCAGUAAUGAUCUUCAAUAUUUCGGAGGCAUUGAGAAAUAUAAUAAUAAUAUUAUGAAUGCUGAGACCUGGUCGGAAUAUUCUGAAAAUAUAGUGAAAAAAUCCCAUAUUGAAAGAUCAAAAUCCAAUCAAUUACGAAAUGAUAUUGAAGGAUCAAUAAAUUCAGUUCUACAAGAAAUUUGGAAUUCCUGGAAAAAUUCUAAUAAUUCGUUUGCCACAAGAAUAACAGAAUUAAUAGACGCAAAAUGCAAAACACAAGUUCACUUGAGUCGAGUUCAACAAGAAAUUUUCAACAUCGAGAAAAACAUUGAUUUAAUGAAAAAGGCAAUUAUCGACAAAAGUUUGUCAUUAAAAGUCGCUCACACAAGAUUAGAAGCAAGAACACAUCGACCAAAUUCUGAAUUAUGUGAAGAUUAUGCCUAUUCACGAAUAGUUGAUGAAAUCGAGACAAUUAAUACACUGGUAAAUGAAAUACAUUUCAAAUUACAAAAAAAUGAAGCUCAACAUCAACAAUUAUUGAAAAUCAGAAAUAAUUUAAAAGAAGAUCUAAAAAUUAAAAUUGAUGCUCUCUUUAUUGAUCGAGAAAAAUGUAUGGGCUUAAGAAGAAGUUAUCCAAUAACCAAAAACAUUUCAUACUAGAAAUUAUAUAUUUUAACGAUUUUCAUUUCUGAAUUUAUAUAUAAUAUAAUAUAAUUAAUUUUUCUAUUGACUUUCGAUACGAAAUUUAAUAUUGUAAAUUGUUUUUUUUAUUGACACACUAUUGAUCAUGAAAAAUAUAAUUUUUAUUAUAAUAAGAUGAAUUUUCAACAAAAAUUCCCCGUUUAUAACAAAAGAAAAAAAAAAAAAAAAAAAGAAAAUGAUUUAUUCGUAUUCUUGCACUCAUUUUCAGUCAUAAAAUAAAGACACAUUUGUAACAAAAUUUUUAUAUAACUAGAGAGAGAAAGAGAGAGAAAAAAAAAAGAAAAGUCACUGACAUUUUUCAUUCGCCCGUAGAAAAUGGCCCGAGCUCUAUAAAUAUAUAUACUUAAUUUCUUAUGUCGCAUAUAAAAACUAUAUAUAUAUGUAUAUAAGUCUUUGCCUGAGAAACUGAAUUUUUUUUUUUUCUCUUAUAUAAUUCGUACUAAAAGGAAAAACAGUCUAAUUUUUUUUCUUGUUUUUUGAGCGUUGCAUUAUAGCAAUUCCGCGAAUUGUGCGUGUUUUAUAUUUUAACCAAUUUAAAACAUAAAAGAAACUCAAAUAGAGUUUAAUUUCAUGUAAAAAAAAAAAAUUGGUUUACCAUUAAAAAACGGAAUAUAAAAAAAAAAAGUUUUAUUUUCCACUAUCUCAAUCAACGCU